Molecule: messenger RNA, 1209 nt
Organism: Eurytemora carolleeae
Lineage: Eukaryota; Metazoa; Arthropoda; Copepoda; Calanoida; Temoridae
Product: sodium-dependent serotonin transporter
Exons: 15
Coding region: 178-1194 (338 amino acids)
Biological process (GO): sodium ion transmembrane transport
Cellular component (GO): membrane
Molecular function (GO): L-amino acid transmembrane transporter activity
Source: RefSeq, a predicted model, not a curated record
ACGUAAAGCAUUAUUUGUUCUGUUCAUCUUUGAAGUAAAUUAUCUUGUAUUCUACAGACUGUAUAGAGAGAGAUAAGAUGCGUUUAGACUGUAUUCUGUCCAGAAUCAGCCACCCAGUCCUACAGAAGAGGAAAGAUAAAAAACUUCAAGUUUAAUUGAUAAAAGUGAUUAAUCAAGAUGGUGGAAGAGCGUGAGUCCUGGGGGAGCCAUAUUGAAUUUUUCCUUUCCUCUCUUGGGCUUGCUGUAGGACUUGGAAACGUCUGGAGGUUUCCAUACAUAGCCUUUGAUAAUGGAGGUGGCAGCUUUCUUAUCCCUUACUGUCUGGCGUUAGUCUUUGUUGGACUACCAGCUUUCUUUAUGGAGCUUUCAGCAGGACAAUAUGCCAGGGUCGGGGCUAAUAAAGUAUGGGGGCGAAUGGCUCCUGCCUUUAAGGGUUUAGGAUAUGGAAUGAUCUUAGUCCGGUUUCUUGUAAAUAUUUAUUACGUUGUCAUCUGUGGUUGGUGCUUUAUAUAUCUAGUUGUUGGAAUGAGAACAAAUCUUCCCUGGGCAGGCUGUGGGGAUUUUGAGAGUAACACUUAUGGAUGCUACACUAAACAGCUAGAUGAAAAAUGCAGGAAAGACAAUCAGACCUACUUCAAUGGUACCUGUAUAGAAUUUGAGACUUUUUGCGAGAUCAAUAAUCAAACUUACAACAUCGGAGAGGAUGCAGAGGAUACAUGUAAUGGUAUACCUUUUGGUGAUUUGUACGAUCGGGUUAGUCCUGCCGACGACUACUACUACCGUGUAGUACUAGGAUUGAAAAAAGACUACCAAGGAACUAUUCAUACUUUUGAGGAUUAUGGAGGAUUGAAAUGGGAACUUGUAUUAGCACUAUUUGUUAGUUGGGUAAUGAUAUGUCUGAUCCUGAUAAAAGGUUUAAAGAGUCUGGGUAAAGCCUCCUACGUCAUUACAUUAUCCCCCUACGUUGUUCUUACAGCACUCCUGGCUUACGGGGCAGGAAGAGAGGGAGCAGUAGAGGGAAUAUCUCAAUUCUUCACUCCGGAUUGGAAUGUCUAUACAUCAGGGGAUUCUUAUGAGGUGUGGGCCUUAGCUGCCUCCCAGAUCCUUUUUUCCUUGUCGGUUGGGUUUGGCAGUCAGCUGGUUCUUUCCAGUUAUAACGAGGUCACAAACAACUGUCACAGGAAAUUCAUUUAAAACCUUUUCAUAGCC